Molecule: messenger RNA, 4243 nt
Organism: Cladophialophora immunda
Lineage: Eukaryota; Fungi; Ascomycota; Eurotiomycetes; Chaetothyriales; Herpotrichiellaceae
Exons: 1
Coding region: 268-4212 (1314 amino acids)
Biological process (GO): negative regulation of transcription by RNA polymerase II
Cellular component (GO): ESC/E(Z) complex
Molecular function (GO): nucleosome binding; protein binding
Source: RefSeq, a predicted model, not a curated record
CUCUCCCCUAUUUAAGGAAAAUCGCAUCACAGGCUGUUCAAUAGGUCACGUCCAUACUUCUUCAACAACAGCGCCAAAGUCGACCCUGUAGUGUGAGGGUGCCAUGAAGUAAAAACAAGCACAACGCGUCGUUCAUUCAUCUCAAUGGCGAACAGACACCUCUCUCAGGCGAGAUGACAAGAGCUGUCCAGCAUCGCCGCGUUAAUCCCCCUUUUGCGCUCAUCCAGCACUGAAUCCCUCAGAAAUUCGCUCCGACACAACGCACACAUGGGGACUCGGGCGAAGAAACAGGCCUUUGAGCUGCCCAAGAUCAAGUACAUUUACACCCAGCCCGGCAAAGACCGAUUCACAUUCUACGACGUCAAGUUCUGGCCAUAUUCUACCCCUCCAUGCGACGAACCCAUCUUCGCCGUGAUUAGCCAGAGAGAGGUUAUCAUUGGUCGAUUGUCAGCUAAAACUCGUUGUACCGUCACUAUCCUCCAUCAUCUGACCGAUCCCGACGUACAAGGAAACCGCGAAUCUCUUGGUCUGAAUUCUUGCGCCUGGGCCUACAUAGAUCCGCAAAGACCUUUAUUGAUAAUUGCGGGCGCUCUGGGGCUAAUCAAGGUGAUUGAUGUCAUCAAAGGACAGACUGUCAAGCCUCUGAUCCAGCAUGUCAACGGAAAUAUCAACGACAUCGCAGUGCAUCCUCUCUACCCAUGGAUUUUCGCUACUGCUUCGGAGGAUGGCCAAAUUCGAAUUUUCGAUCUGCGACGAUGCGAGGUGCCCCGCAUAUCGCCUAUGAUCAUAAGCUGUGGUUCAGGAACAGACGGACACAGGGCUGGCGUGCUGACGGUUUCAUGGCACGAGACCGGCCGGUAUUUGGUCACAGCAGGCUUCGACCACCAAAUCUGUGUGUGGACUAUACCAGAUCUUGGUAUUCGCUCCCCCUUCUGGCAGAAAAUCGACCCAGCGCGCGUCAAACGACACUUUUUUGAGACCAUGUGGAUCUACUACCCACACUUUAGCACCAAGGCGCUGCACUCCAGUUAUAUUGACUGUGUCAAAUUCUUUGGCGAUUUGAUACUGUCAAAGGCUGCGACCGAAAACAAGAUUGUGCUCUGGAAGGUGACUGGUUUUGAUUCGCGAAAACCUCCACCGCCACCAAUGACAGCUGUAAAGACGGCAAUUUAUCUCGAUACGCGCAACGGGUUUAUGCGCACAGUAGUCGUGGACGAGGAUGGUGCGAAACGGUGGGAAGUCCCAAGCGAGUUCCGAAACACCGCCUCAUACAAGCGACUCCUGGAGUUUGCCGCUCCCUACAGUGACACAUUCUAUCUUCGAUUUGGCCUACUGUUGCCCUCGCCAGCAUACCCCGACUUACAUCCGUUGAUCACGUAUGGAAAUGCUGCUUCCGAACUUCGAUUUUGGGACCUUGAGCAAAUCUUGGCGGGUCAUGCAGGUGAACGCGACGGCAGCGACAAACGUCGCGGCAGAAAAAGAAAGAGACCAGAAGCUGAAGUCCUUCCUACCCGAGAAAAGAGACCAAAAAUGGAAGUGCCCCCUGUUCAAGAAAAGACAUCAAAACUUAAAGUCCUUCCGGCCCGAGAAAAGAGAUCAAAAAUUGAAGCCAACCCUCCAUCAAAAGCGCAAACUCGACAGCGCCAGGUGCCUCGGGGGGCCUCUGAAAAGAGGUCUUUGAGGCUACAACGACAGCUUCCAACCGUCAAGCUCGAGAAUGUAGUGAUCAAAUGCGGAUCCAUACAGAUCAAGCAAGGCCCGGCAGAGAUUAAGGAAGAGGCUAGGGACGCCAGGCAAGAGUCUUCUGAUACCAUACGACCGACUCUUCUCACUCGCGCAAUUGAAGAUGUCAAAUUCCCAGCUCCUUCGACCCUUGUUGGACGAUCAACCUCUUCAGGUUCAGAUGUUGUACGCCCUUCUUCGAACACGAAAGUUGGCAAAAAAGAGUCUCUUGUAAUUCCCGUCAAAAAACUGACCAGGUCAAAGCAAAUCAGUAUUCAGUUAGGGGACAUCAGAAUUGACAGGCCAGUCAUUCCUUCAAUGCCUUUGCAAGGAUCGACUGGCCCAGAGCCACCCCUCAUUCCGCUGCCGGAAAUGAAAUACGACGAUUUGUUUCGCUUUUCAUCUUCUAAGAGGAGCUCGACUAGGCCAACACCAAACGCUAUCCGACCAACCCCAAAUAUGUCAGACAGUAAAACACAGCCAUAUUCCACUCACAGUAGAAGUUCGACCCGGUCCAAACCAUACGCUGACCAACCAACCCCAAAUGUGUCAGACAGCAAAGCAUUAUCAUCUACGGUACCCGUUUCAAGCAGACCGCCGUCUCCAUCAAAGUCUGACGGUUCUCGACCCUCUCUAGAUGCUCCAGAUGGUGGUUCAAUGUCUCCCAUGGAUUCUGCCAGAAGACCACCUCAACUCAAAACUGAGGCCAUUCAACUGUCCCAGGAUCCGCCACGCAUCAAAAGAGAUGAAAAUCCUGUCAAGAGAUCGGCUCGUCUAACACCGCACACUACAUCUCCAUCCCCAGCUGCUACAGAUAUCGCGAGGGAUUCUGAUCCUGUCAGAAAAUCGGCUCGAUUGACACAACGCUCCCUGCUCCCGUCUCCAGCGGCUUCAGAUGAUACUGAUACUGCCAGAGUAUCACCUCUUUCUGCAUCGCGCGCCGCACUGCAAUCUCCAGCCGCUUCGGAUACCGCGAUAGAUAGCAAAGGUGUCAAAAGCUCGGUUCUUUCAACACCACACACCCCUUCCCUGUCUCCGGCUGGGCCGGAUAAUUCGAGAGAAGCAACUUCAGCCAGAAGGUCAACUCGUUUGAAAGUAAAGACUAAGAAUAGGGAGACAAAGACUCGAGAUGCCGUAAGAGACACGCCUCCUGUUGAAUGGCCUCUUGCUUCACAAUCUCCCGUUGUGCUUCAGCCUCUAUGCAAUCCAGGUGUGACCACAGACUCGAUCCGAUCCCAAAGGGUUAUUCCAGAACCGCAAAUCAUUGUGGUGCAUGAGAGCUCUUCGGAGAGCGAAGAAGAACUUUCUAGUGCUCUAGAGAUGAGACAGCGGUCUCAUAAUACUAGACAGCUCGCUAGAGAGACCUCUGAGUCUCUAGACUUUGACGAAAAUAUUUUGGAUAGUAUAGAGAUUGGGGGAGAGUUUUUCGACGCUGUGGGAUCCGAGCGGUACCGUUCUACAAGCUUGAAUACUGAAGAUACGACUUCCGACACCUCAGAGAGUGAGCGGGUUCGAUCAGCCACCCUAGAGUCCGAAGGGACUUCGGAUACCUCGGGAAAACACAGAGAGCGAUCUGUUAUUGACCCUACAGAGAUCGACGAAGAAUCUCUCGACAUCGAACAAAAACCACCAAGACCCAGUACCGUGCCAAAGUCGACAAUAUCUGGUAUAUCCGCGCUGAGCUUGCAGUCACCCUCCCCUGAUCUUCGGCGUAUCGUCAACUCAGAAAAGGCUGGCUUAAUGGCCCGGGACCGUGAAAAAUAUUCCGUUGACGAUCCGCACAAUCCCCUCAAGGCCCAUAUGAAGAUUCUACUCGAUAAGCUCCAGUUCAAAAACAAAGCGAUGUUUGUGACGAGAGCAGCUGAUUGGAGUCCUUGCGGGAGGUGGUGCAUCGUAGCUGGAGAAUCUUGCCAAACCCUGACCAAUGGUUGGGGUGGCUUCGCCGUACUGUAUCGUACUGGAUUGUCGGACAAACAUAAAUCUGACGACGAUUUCGACCAAGUUAUGGCUAUGGCCGAUAAGAUCAGAGCCAUACUCCUCGAGCUAGAUGACCCCGAGGAAGUUGGCGCCAGGCUCAAACAGCUCGAUGUCGUACUCAGCCAAAUUAAUGAGCCUAAGUACUCUGACGACGCCGUGGUACAACUCCAGGUUAUGCUGACAGAACUUCUCGUCGCCCACCCUACAGUCCUCGAGGAGACGCUGAAAGAACUUGGAGAGCCAUUGGAAGAGCUUAGCGAAGAAUUUCAAGAGACCAUCGGUGGCCCAGAAACCUCGGAUGAGGAGGGGUAUGAAGACUCUGACGACGGCGAAGAAUACGAGGAUGCCGAGGAGUCCACAGGAGACGAAGCGCCAGAAGAUGAUGAAGAAUUUGAAGAUGCCGAAGAAGAUGCAAGUGAUGCACCGUCUGCGUCCGACACUGAAGAAGUCGAAGACAGCAACAACUCAGAGGCGAGGUUUUAUCGUGCGAAGCUUCGUUCUGGGCGACGGUAGCAGAGCUGAUAUGAUUCUUGUGCAGUAUUCU